AACAUCUUACGCAUAUUAUUGUCAUAUUCAUUACAGAUACAAAUAAAAUAGACUAAUACAGUAAAAUAACUAAACUCGAAAUUGGUUGAAAUGGACAAUAGGGUUGACAAAUGAAGCAUCAAACAUGUUAAUUUAAAAGUGAAUUUAUGCGUGUGUACAUGUCUCCGAUUGAGUAAUUAACCAUAUUAACAGCCAACAUUAAGAAUGCUUCUGUCAUUUUUAAACCAUGCGAUAAAGCAAUAAGCGAUAGUUAUGACAAUGACAACAAAGAUGCAAUGCCGUUUGAUUUGAUGGCCAUCACACGACGCCACUCUCACAUCCUGUUGUUGCGGAUUUUCGCACACCGUCAAUCCGUAUAUAAGCUCUAUCAGCUGAUCACAACGACAUCACUCAGCGAUCAGUAGUCUUCAGUAAAGCACAUCCUCCUACUGCAAUCAUCUCUCCAAUUAUGGCUUCCAAAUUCGUUCUGAUCGUCGCUUCUCUGGCUUGCGUCAGCGCUGGAUACAUCCCGAGCGACCACUCCCAUCUGUCCUACGGUGUGGCCCCGGCUUUGAGCUACUCCAACGUCAUCAAGAACGUUGCCCCAGUGCCAGUGCUGAGCAAGACCAUCCUUCCGGAGCCCCAGCUGUACCACGGAUACGCCCAGACUGCCCCGUCGGUUGUGGUCAGCAAGCCUCUGGCUCUUACCAACCCUCUGCCCGUGUCCUAUGCUGCCCCUCACUCUCUGUACCAGGCUCCGGCUCUCGAGUACACGAAGCCUCUGUCUUAUGGCCCAUAUGCCAAGACUGUGAUCGCUGCUGAGCCAACCUACGCCAAGACCAUCGUGUCGGAGCCCAUCUACACCAAGAACGUGUUCGUUGAGUCGAUCUACCCGGCCAAGACGCUGAUCGCUGAGCCCGUGUACGGCAAGAGCAUUCUCGCUCAGCCAGCUCCGAUCUACGGUGGAAAGGUCCUGUCUUAUGGCCCACAGGUCGCCUACGGAGGCUAUGGUGCCCAUGGCUGGUAAAUGGUUCGUCUGUGAUAACAUUUUUUUGUGUUGUGUCUAUUGAUUUGUGAUAUUUGAAAUAAAAUGUCAUUUUGAAGUAAAAUAACUGAUUAAGAGAUUUAAUAUUAUUAGAGCAUAUUUGAAUCUCGUUAUAACUCCUUCAAGUCACAUAAUACUCCAGUUGUUCACAGAACGAAACUCAUUAGUCUGCCCUUAAUCAAAUUAACAUUUCAUUUGCUUAAACGCUUCCCCUAUCCGUUCAGAUCAAUUUAUUGAGGUGAAUAUUAAAUGAGCUCCAACUGGUUUUUGCUUCGUUGCUUUGCGUUAUAAAUUAUAUGACUCGAGUAUGUGUUGAUAUGUGAUAAUUGGUUUGUGUGUUUUGCUAUCUGAUAGCUCUUUAAAGCGAUAAGCGACCGUAAGAGGGUAUCGAGUUAGGUAAUGAAUUUUCAUCUUCAAAUAAGUGAACCGUAAACCGUUAAGAAAGUACCAAACUCGGUUCGUCGCAUAUAAAAAGAAAGCAAACUGUCGUCACUCACCACAGUGUCAAUCUCGGUGUCAUCAAGUGCAAGUGGCUGGAACUUUCGCCCAGGAGCAAUAUGUCGCACCAAACGAUGAGAGUUUGUUUGAUCCUGAUUCUAAUUGCGUUGACAAAUGCAGAGUUAAGACACUUCGAAGAAGCGAAGCCUCAAAACCCGAUUAAAACGAAUUACAUUCCAACCGCUGUCAGCUACGUGAGCUUCGUUAGACACAUCGUUCCGAAAAGGGUGGGACAUUUAAAGGAACAUACUAAACCUCCGACCCAACCACCAACACAUUCGCCUAUUUACCGCAAUGCAAUGCAAACUGUUGCUCAAAAUGUGUCCAAUUCUUACACGAAGCCGUAUCCACAAGUAACUUCAAUUACAGCUUAUAACAUUCCCUACAGACGUCCAGUGACGAAACCACAAACAGCUUUCCCCAAUUUUAAAAACAGCGUGCAACCGACGGCAAACACUUACCGACCAAUCUAUCCCACUGGCUAUGCUGAACCGAUUUAUGUUCAAAGUAGGAUUCCUCUGGUCCCAAAGUACAGCGGCACGCUUCAAGGAACCAGCCCUCUGGUGAUCGGUGUACAGCAGCCGGCCUACGUAAGGAAGUACGUCCAGUUUGGAGCAUUUCAUCCGACCCGGGUGCGCAAAACGCUCACUUAUGCUCCCAGGCUAAGCUAUGUCCCGCAUGACUACCAAAGGGUGUAAACGAGUGGGCGGCUGUAGUGCCAAAUAAGUGACCAAAAAGCCCAAGAAUAAAUAAGUUAAAAAACGGGAACACCCUGAUCAAUGUUUGAGUCACCGUUUUCACCAUUCUAGAGCCUAAAAUCAAACAUAGUUUUGACAGAGCCAAAUUAUGGCCUACAUUACAACGCAGUGAAAAGAUUUCAUCCUUCAAAAAAGCCAUUGUUUAUGCAGCGAGAACCAAUUCGUCAAGUCACGGGGUAGCGCUGUCCCGGCUGUCAGGUACCGUGUGGUUACAGCUGCAAAUUCGUUUCACGCCUCCUGCUCGGACAGGUCUUUAAUCUACCGAUCAACAACGCUGUUAGUCGUCAGCUGCGCACUGUGACCCAGUGUGACCUUUCGGCGGGGUUUGGUGCUGUUUUUGCCGUACUUGGGGCAGUUUUAUUUGCACCACAAAUAUUUUGAAUUUGCCAGUUAAGUGAGGUUGAUUUGUUUUUUUACCACAUUAGAUUCGGCGAAGGACUAACUGUCGGUCGUCAUUUGAAUAGGAAAGAAUAACUACACAAUUUGCUAAAAUAAUCCGUCUACACGAAGAGGAAGAUCAUGUGGACAGUAUGAGGGCAAAUACAAUUUCGAAUACUCAUUUAUUGAAUAGGAAACAGAACAAUUUAUAGAACAAACUAAUAUUCCGAAACUAUUUUGAAAGAUCAUAGAAAAAAAUGGUUUUCCUAUAUCUAUUGAAUGUUCUGCUUAUGUCAACCUAGCUCGAAUGUUUCCCAUACCUUUAAAAGCUAUAAUUAAGAGUUAUAAAUUUUUUCGGGGCUUUAUUGUUUUACCACAGCCUAUUUGUGGGAUUUCGACCACAGCCUAUUUGUGGGAUGUUUUGAUAUCCAUCGAAGGUUACACCAUCAUUAGGAAUUAAUUAAUAAAACCCGUGCGCCCUUCUACUAAUUCCUAUUCUAAUGCGUUUCAAGAAUCGUGUCACAACAGCUGCUGUAGAAAAUCUAUCUAUUUGACGAUUGUGCUUGAGAAUGGAGAAACAGUAUUUCAACAGUAUUUGCAGCAAGAAACAGGAAGGUGAAUGAUAUCGAAAAAUAAAGGAUAAAAUAAAGUA
This is a messenger RNA of Anopheles gambiae (African malaria mosquito), 3310 nucleotides long. RefSeq lists its product as uncharacterized. Bases 449 to 1006 code for a protein of 185 amino acids. The record is from RefSeq and is a predicted model, not a curated record. The transcript has 3 exons. NCBI's taxonomy places the organism in Eukaryota, Metazoa, Arthropoda, Insecta, Diptera, Culicidae.